Dendrobium catenatum is the source of this 1715-nucleotide messenger RNA. RefSeq names its product protein NRT1/ PTR FAMILY 2.3. Gene Ontology annotation, biological process: transmembrane transport. Gene Ontology annotation, cellular component: plasma membrane. Bases 116 to 1507 code for a protein of 463 amino acids. Lineage: Eukaryota; Viridiplantae; Streptophyta; Magnoliopsida; Asparagales; Orchidaceae. The record is from RefSeq and is a predicted model, not a curated record. Gene Ontology annotation, molecular function: transmembrane transporter activity. The transcript is spliced from 3 exons.
CGGUGCGUUAAGAAAGAAAGACGAAACAAACACUGGCACUGUGGCCAAGCUCUCCCUCACUUGCUCCUCCCCUUCUCACACAAAUCCCAAAACCUACUUCGCAUUCAACCAUUCCAUGGACGAGGCGCUUUUACCUCACACUGAUGAAGAGAGGGGCGGCUGGAAGACCUUCCCGUUUAUAAUAGGGGCGAUUAUGGGAGUGGCGAUGGUGGCGUAUGGGGUUUCCUCCAACCUGGAGGUGUACCUGAUCAAGGGGUUCAACGUCGGCCAGAUCGAUGCCACGCAGAUCAAUGGCAUUGCCAGCGGCUGCAUCAGCUUCGCUCCCGUCGUCGGCGGCGUCCUCGCCGACUCCUUCCUCGGUUGCUCCGCCGUUCUUGCCGCCGCUGUGGUCGCCUGCUUCUUGGGCAUGCUUCUCUUCACAUUAACGGCUAUUCUACCCUCCUUGCACCCACCACCUUGUGCUCCUCCCACCCCUUGCCAACCCCCAAUGACUGCCCAUCUUACCGUUCUCUUUACCGCCAUAGCCCUUCUUGCCACCGGUGUUGCUGGAACUCGCUAUAAUGGUAUGACCAUGGGUGCCAACCAGUUUUCUACUGAUUCCGACCGUACUGCCUUCUUCAAUUGGUGCUUUGUUUCCCUCUACCUCUCCUCCAUCGCUGGCACCACCAUCCUUGUCUACAUCCAAGACUCAGCUGGCUGGCACUGGGGCUUUGCCCUUUGCACCGCCAUCACUGCUAUUGCCUUCCUUUUCUACCUCUUUGGAAGACCCUACUACCUCCACUCAAAACCCAACCUCAGUAGAAAUCACUUAAUGAGCUUCUGCAGAGAAGGAAAGCUUCUCAUUAGAUUUCUCCCAAUAAUCUCUAGUGGGAUAUUACUCAGCGCCACCAUUUCAGUACAGACGAGCUUGACAGUUCUGCAGGCCUUGGCAAUGGACCGCAGCCUAACCCACAAUUUCUUUAUUCCUGCUGGCUCAAUGAAUGUCUUUGUGCUUGCAACCGCUGCCACCUCCAUCACAGUGCUUGGUUGCACCAGAUGCAGGCUAUCACCACUUAGUGGCAUCACCAUUGGGCAUGUUAUCAAUAUGUUCGCAAUGGUUGCAAUGGCCUUAACUGAAUCAAGAAGGCUUGCUGUUGUAGCCACUAACACUUUCUCAGUGCUUUGGCUUGUGCCACCCCUUGUACUCAUAGGUUUUGGAGAAGCGUUUCAUUUUCCUGCUAGUGUUGCAUUUUAUUACCAGGAUUUUCCUGCAUCACUGAGAAGCACCGCAACAGGAACUUUUGCUGUUGUGUCUGGGACUGGUUUUUAUAUGAGCUCAGCAAUUAUCGCAGUGAUACGUCGUAGCACUAACUGGCUUCAAGAUGAUGUUAAUGAGUCUCGGUUGGAUAAUGUCUACUUAACUCUGGCUGGUUGUUGCUUGCUCAACUUUGUGUACUUCCUGCUUUGUGCUUGGCUCUACAAAAAGAACACGGAGAAUAGGGAGCCGAAACGGGAGGAAAUCUAUUAAAUUGUACAUAUUAUAGAGUGGACUGCUACAAAUGAGUAAACCUAUGACGUUUCAUGUUUGUAUGAGUUUCACAUUCUAAACCAUUGCAAUUUGAUCAUGACAUGGCAAAUGAAGAAGACACUAGCACCUAAAGUAUCUAUUGUAGGACAAAUUGUAUGGUAAGAAUGAUAUAUUUAUGCCCAAAUAAUAUUUCUCUUAUUUUACUUCU